UAGUGGCAUUCACGACGUUUUGCGACAUACCGUACGUGGACGCUCAACUCUCCCGGGUGAGAUACCGGCUGAGCGGCGCAGUUGCACAGAAAUAUCAAAGAAAGCGACUGAUAGUCCAAUAACACUCUGCACUUUUUGUCAGAUCAAAAGCACACGGGGUUCAUACGCCGUCUCUGCUGCCCGUAAUCAGUCGCGGUAAAUGUGGACUCUUUAGUUGAGCGGAAAAGCGACGCGAGGGAAGGCAACUAAUUGUCUAAACGGGGCUUGAAGUAAGUUGCCUCCCCAGCGGCGCUUUAAAGGGAAGCCACAGCCCGGAUCCCCAGAAUAACGGUGAAAAUGGACUAUGAUUUCAAAGUGAAGCUCACCGGGGAGAGAGAACGAGUCGAGGAUCUCUUUGAGUACGAGGGAUGUAAAGUUGGACGGGGGACAUAUGGCCAUGUGUACAAAGCAAAGAGGAAAGAUGGGAAGGAUGAUAAAGAUUAUGCUCUGAAGCAGAUUGAAGGCACAGGGAUCUCUAUGUCCGCCUGCAGAGAGAUAGCACUGCUGCGUGAACUGAAGCACCCCAAUGUGAUCUCACUGCAGAAGGUUUUCCUGUCACAUGCAGACCGCAAAGUGUGGCUUCUCUUUGACUAUGCUGAACAUGACCUCUGGCACAUCAUCAAGUUCCACAGAGCCUCCAAGGCCAAUAAGAAGCCUCUUCAGCUGCCGCGUGGAAUGGUAAAGUCUUUGCUUUACCAGAUCCUAGACGGCAUCCACUAUUUGCACGCCAACUGGGUCCUGCACAGAGACUUGAAACCUGCCAAUAUAUUGGUAAUGGGAGAAGGUCCUGAAAGAGGACGUGUGAAGAUAGCUGAUAUGGGUUUUGCACGGCUCUUCAACUCACCACUGAAGCCUUUAGCAGAUCUGGAUCCUGUAGUUGUUACGUUCUGGUACAGAGCACCAGAGCUACUGCUGGGAGCCAGGCAUUACACCAAAGCCAUCGAUAUCUGGGCGAUUGGCUGUAUCUUUGCUGAGCUUUUGACCUCAGAGCCUAUCUUCCACUGUCGACAGGAGGACAUAAAGACCAGUAACCCCUACCAUCACGAUCAGCUGGACCGGAUCUUUAAUGUCAUGGGCUUUCCUGCAGAUAAAGACUGGGAGGACAUUAAGAAGAUGCCGGAACACUCUACGUUGAUGAAAGACUUUAGGAGGAAUACGUACACUAACUGCAGCCUUAUAAAGUAUAUGGAGAAACAUAAAGUCAAACCUGACAGCAAAGCAUUCCACUUGCUGCAAAAGCUGCUUACUAUGGACCCAAUCCGCCGAAUCACAUCUGAGCAGGCCAUGCAAGACCCGUACUUCCUGGAGGAGCCUUUACCCACGUCUGAUGUCUUCGCUGGCUGCCAGAUUCCUUAUCCUAAACGAGAAUUCCUGACGGAAGAGGAGCCAGAAGACAAGGCAGAUAAAGUAAGAAAUAAAAACCAGCAGCAGCAGCAGGGGAACAACCACACCAAUGGGGCGGGGCACACAGGUAACCCUGACAACAGCCACGCACAAGGCCCCCCUCUGAAGAAGGUGAGAGUGGUUCCGCCCACUACUACCUCAAGUGGCCUGAUCAUGACCUCAGAUUACCAGCGCUCCAAUCCACAUGCUGCCUACCAGAACCCAGGACCAAGCACAUCAUUGCCCCAAAGCAGCAUGGGAUACUCCUCUACCUCCCAGCAGCCUCCACAGUACUCACACCAGACCCACCGCUACUGAGUCAGGCCACGCCCCCCUCUCACAGUGCCCAAUAGGGAGAAUGUACUUAGGGAGGCGGGUGUGGACCUGAGCCGAACCGCCCCACUCACUGGGCGCUUUGCUGUGCAGCAUUUUCACCGCAGGAACAGUAACUGUAACCUAACAACACAUCACCGUAUCAUACAGCUGACAUUAUCCUCCGCUGACAAAAGGAGAAAAAAAGAAAAUAAAUAAAUAAUAGACUCUAAGUGAAAACAAAUGAAAAAAAGCUGAUGAAAAGCGGAUAUUUGUUCCAUUGGUGAUAGUUCAAGUCUUCGCUGCAAGUCUGUGAUACUUCACGAAAAAGAAAAACACAAAAAAAGCAACAAACAUUCUCAAUAUGUGGUACUGAACAGCUGCACUAAGUAGUGAGACUGGUUUGGAGUGAGGUGGAGAUCCACCGUACCAUCCAAUCUCUUUAGCCCCGGUCCUUCUUGCCCUCACUUUUGAAAUCCGUUGGCCUCUCCAAGACUUAAAGCUGCUAUGUGACUGCCAGCAAAGACAGAAUGACGUAUGUCAGUCUGUCUGUCUCUCCGUCUGCCCUUAUAUACACACACACACACACACACACACACACACACACACACACAUAUACAUACAUAUGCAUACAAAUACUGAAGCACUCACUCUUUUAGCCCAUUGCUGGGGACCGAAUUCUCUGUGCUGGAGCUGCUGACUGAAGCAUAAUGAGAUCCUCUAGUGCCCCCUGCUGGAUCAUACUGGUAGAAGGCGGUAUAAAAGAAACAACAAACUUGAUUUUAGUAGUUAAUAAUUUAAUGUUUUGGUUUUACGUUAGGAGAGGUCAGCAACUUCCAUUUUGCUGUCAGACCGGCUGUUAUGCGUGAAAGAUCGGCCUUAGAACUUCAUGACAAACGUUGUGUGGACAGCAGAUUGAACAUGCAUUGUACUGUAUUGUAAUGAAAUAUUUUACAUGAAACAAAUAUCCUGACAAUAAAAGUGGAAGCGUUUAAAAAAAAAAAAAAAAAAAAAAAAAGAAAAAAAAUUAAAAAUG
Messenger RNA from Puntigrus tetrazona (Sumatra barb), 2770 nucleotides. RefSeq names its product cyclin-dependent kinase 8 (gene cdk8). Gene Ontology annotation, biological process: protein phosphorylation. The coding region runs from base 337 to 1740 and encodes 467 amino acids. NCBI's taxonomy places the organism in Eukaryota, Metazoa, Chordata, Actinopteri, Cypriniformes, Cyprinidae. The transcript has 13 exons. Gene Ontology annotation, cellular component: nucleus; mediator complex. The record is from RefSeq and is a predicted model, not a curated record. Gene Ontology annotation, molecular function: ATP binding; cyclin-dependent protein serine/threonine kinase activity; RNA polymerase II CTD heptapeptide repeat kinase activity.